Messenger RNA from Symbiodinium sp. CCMP2592, 867 nucleotides. Lineage: Eukaryota; Dinophyceae; Suessiales; Symbiodiniaceae. The record is from the annotation of a GenBank genome assembly.
AUGGUUCCCGUGGCUUUUCUGAAGAAGAUCAUGAAGGUUUGCUGUCAGAUGUCCGACCCGGACCUCGACCGGCUUCUGCAGGCUUUGGACACCGAGCGAACUGGAAAGGUUCCCUUGAGUCACUUCAUCAGCUGGAUGUUCCGCACCUUUGAGGACAAGAUAGAGGAAUGGACGACUGACGAUGAGUUGAAAAACUUCUCAGCGGUGCUGCCACCAGGAACUGAGAAGCUGACUCUAAGCUUCGUUUGUCCAGACAAAUUCACCGACACAGCUCUCAGCCACAUCGGGGCAGGCUUACCAGGCACGUUACAGAAGUUGGCCCUGGCCUUUGAGUUCUCGUGGACAGAAUGCAAGAUCACAUGCGGCGGCUUUGCCAAAUUGGCGGAAGGUUUGCCGAAGGGUCUGACCUCGCUCGAUCUGAUCGUCAGAAACGAUGAGCUUCCAGACAAGGCGCUUGAAAGCCUGGCUGACAAACUGCCAUCCACAUUGACAAGGGUAAUGCUCAGUUUCAAAGACAACGCCGAGUUCACAGACAAAGGGCUUUGUGCACUCAUAGCCAGCUUUCCUGCUACUCUGCUGGAGCUCAUCCUCAAUGUUGAUGCCAAUCCGCAAUUGACGGACACUACCCUGCAAGCGUUUGCGAGCUGGUUGAGCAGCUCUGGCUCUGGCUUGCAGAAGCUCUAUUUGAUCAGCAACAGCAGCAAGUACACGCAGAACGGCCUGAAGGAGCUUUGCUCCGCAUUGCCCAGCAUGAAGGAGCUGAGGCUGGAGUUUCAGUCCAGCGAGGCUGAGCCCGAUCUCGGCAGCCAGUUCGUGGUGUCACCGGACAACUUGAUCACCUUCAUGGGCAGCGGAAGCGCUUCGUAG